Messenger RNA from Lucilia cuprina (Australian sheep blowfly), 3204 nucleotides. It is a transcript of the gene Prp40, whose product is annotated as pre-mRNA-processing factor 40 homolog A. Gene Ontology annotation, molecular function: protein binding; RNA binding. The record is from RefSeq and is a predicted model, not a curated record. Gene Ontology annotation, biological process: mRNA cis splicing, via spliceosome. NCBI's taxonomy places the organism in Eukaryota, Metazoa, Arthropoda, Insecta, Diptera, Calliphoridae. The transcript is spliced from 5 exons. Bases 308 to 2785 code for a protein of 825 amino acids. Gene Ontology annotation, cellular component: U1 snRNP; U2-type prespliceosome.
CAAAUAGUUUUUUUUAAGCUGUGAGUGAAAAAGUACCGCAUCAGAUUUUUGUCGUGUAUUUUCCUCAGAAAAAGAAAAUUUUAGAGAAAAUUUUCAAAAAAUUGUUGUAUUUUCCAUAUAAAAUAAGUUUUAAAAAUAAAAACUUGCGGUGUUAGUUGUUUAGCCAGCAAAAGAAAAGCCAAAAAAUUAAGAUUUUCUUUAGGCAUUGAGGUUAUGAUAAGUUUAAUAAAAAGCAAUAUUGUUUGUGAGAGUGAAAAUAACUAUUAAAAUAUAUCUUUCUGUUGGUUGAGUUAAAUUAAAAGACAAAAUGAAUGUACCACCAACUGCUGGCGCUCCAGCAGUACCACCAGCUUUGGGUGGUUUAGGUUUUCCACCUGCCAUAGUGCCGCAAUUCAAUAUACCACCACCCGGAUUUGGUGGGCCACCACCUGCUGAAUUGGCGGCAGCAUUUGGUUCUGCACCGCCCAAUACAGAGUGGACGGAACACAAGGCACCCGAUGGCAGACCUUAUUUCUACAAUAACAUUACCAAACAGAGUUCAUGGGAAAAACCUGAAGCUUUAAUGACGCCCAUAGAGCGUUUGCAACAUCAAUGCCCCUGGAAGGAAUAUCGUUCAGAUGCCGGUAAGGUUUACUAUCAUAAUGUAACAACAAAAGAGUCUAGGUGGGAGCCACCACCAGAAUUUUUAGAAAUGCAAGAAAAAGUUAAAGCCGAAGAAGCUGCGAUGGCAGCCAAGCGUGUAGCUGUUAUGACUUCAAGUUUUGCUGGUAUAGUUCCUCCCGCCGCCUUAGCAACUGUAUUGCCUGCUACUUUGCCAACUAUACCAAAGAUACACACACCCGAUAUACAUUCGCCUUUGACACCGGGCAGCAAUGAAAAUUCCUCCUCAGCAUUGGAUCAGGCCAUGGCGGCCACUCUGGCUUCCAUAGAAAUACCCUCUUCCAAUAAAGAAGAAAAAGAAAGUAAAAGAGAAGCUGCUGACGAACCCAAACUGAUAUUCAAGGAUAAAAAGGAGGCUAUAGAAGCUUUCAAGGAAUUGCUACGUGAAAAAAACGUACCUUCCAAUGCCAAUUGGGAUCAAUGUGUUAAAAUUAUAUCUAAAGAUCCACGUUAUAAUUCUUUUAAAAACUUAAAUGAAAAGAAACAAACGUUUAAUGCCUAUAAAACACAAAAACUAAAAGAUGAAAAGGAGGAGGCACGUCUUAGGGCUAAAAAAGCUAAAGAAGAUUUGGAAAAGUUUCUAAUGACCACAGACAAAAUGAACUCCACUUUGAAGUAUUACAAAUGUGAAGAAAUAUUUGCCAAUAAUAAAAUCUGGACAUCUGUGCCGGAACAGGAUCGCCGCGAUAUUUAUGAAGACUGUAUUUUCAAUUUGGCCAAACGGGAAAAGGAAGAGUCACGCAUGAUGAAAAAGCGUAAUAUGAAAGUUUUAGGUGAACUAUUAGAGUCUAUGACGACCAUUACCUAUUCCACCACCUGGGCAGAAGCUCAGGUAAUGCUGCUGGAAAAUUCUGCCUUUAAAAAUGAUGUUAAUCUCUUGGGCAUGGAUAAGGAGGAUGCAUUAAUAGUUUUCGAAGAACAUAUUAGAACGUUAGAAAGGGAAGAAGAUCAAGAAAAGGAGCAGGAAAAGAAACGUUUAAAACGUCAACAACGCAAGAAUAGAGACAAUUUCCUCACCCUACUCGAUUCUUUGCACGAAGAAGGCAAAUUAACUUCCAUGUCCUUGUGGGUAGAAUUGUAUCCCAUCAUUUCAGCUGAUAUACGUUUCUCCGCCAUGCUGGGACAAAAUGGUUCUACACCUUUGGAUCUUUUCAAAUUCUAUGUUGAAGAUCUGAAGGCACGUUAUCACGAUGAAAAGAAAAUCAUACGAGAAAUUCUCAAAGAAAAAGACUUCAGCGUUAAGGCCAACACAACAUUUGAGGAUUUCGCUACGGUCGUAUGUGAGGAUAAACGUUCGGCUACACUCGAUGCUGGUAAUGUUAAACUCACCUACAAUGCUUUACUAGAAAAGGCUGAAGCUAUAGAAAAGGAACGUGUCAAAGAAGAAACCAAACGUUUGCGCAAAUUGGAAAAUGAAAUCAAGGCAGCCUGGUUGGAGGCCAAUGUCUCACCUCAUGAACCGUACGAAUCGGCACAAAAACUUGUAGAACAUUUAGAGUCAUAUGCUAUUUAUGAAAAAGAAUUGGGCGUGCAUAAAAUUUGGGAAGAUUUUGUACGUGAAAGUGAAGAUGCUUGUACGCAUCAUCACUCCAGAUCAAAGAAAUCGAAAAAGAAUAAAAAACACAAGAAACGUUUACGUUCUAGUUCUAGAUCGGACAUAGAAAACGAUCCCAUGGAAAUGGAGAGAGCGCGUAAAAAGAAAUCAAGAUCAAGAUCGCUAUCUGUUAGCUCUAGCCUAAGUAAAGAAAGUGAUCGUCUGUUGAAAAAGAAAAAGAAGAGAAAGAACAAAAAAUCUUCAAGAGAUUCUUCCUGUGAAUCAGAACGACUACAAUCUGUAGACGGAGGAGGCUCACCCUCAGCCAUGGCAAUUGAUGAAUUCUGCUCAGCUCCUAGCAAAAAGAAGAAAAAAGAGAAAAAGAACAAAAAGGAUAAGGAGCGUCGACAUCAUCAUGAUAAGCAACGUUCUGUUACACCACUCAGCCCAAUUGCUAGUAAUCAAUCAGAUGCGGGACAUUCUCCUUCCAGCCAACGCAAUGAUCCCGAUGAGCAGGCUCUUAGUGAAUCGGAACUAGAAUCGAAACGAGCCGCAUUAUUGGCACAAUUAAACGAACAAAUGGAAGAAUGAUACAAGUGAAGGAAUGAAUACUAUUGUAAAAAUUAAAUUACUAUUCUUUAGGUUUACAACUAUUUAGGAUUUUUUUUAUUAUAUUAUUCUUUUUUGAUCUUUUGAUAUCUGGACAGACUACACAAAAACAAACUGAACUUGUGUAAACAUUUGUAUUUCGUAAUUUGCAAUAAUUUGUUCUUUAACUUAAAUGUUUUCAAUUUGAUUUUCGUACAUUUUUUUGGCGCAAAUUUUUAGUUUAAAUUUUAACUAAAGGAUUUUAUAAUGUUUAGUUUUUUACUUUUUCUUCUUUAAAGACUGUUAUUAACAAAACAGACUUAGUUAGAAAGUUCAGUUUAAAGAAGUUAAGUGUGAAAAGAAAAUGAAGUAUUUUAAGCUAAAUACAUACAUACAAUACAAAAUUCAUAUUGGAAAUGUUA